AUGGCGGAGGGGCGCCGGACGCUGGACUCCGAGGGCUUCAUGGUCCUGCGACAGCUGCUCAAACCAGACUCCGUCGAGAGGCUGCAUGAAAUGGUCAAAGGAGAUCUGGACAGCUUGUGGCCUGAUGGCCUUAUCGACUGCACGCCUUCAAAGCCUGAUGAGCUGCCAGCAAUGCGCAUCGUGGACCUGAAGGCCAUGAACUUUGGCUAUGGAAAGUUUGCUUACUUGCGGGAGCCCUUGCCAUCCCCAUUGAAUGCGCUGCGGGAAGCUUUGUACGUGGCACUUGCCCCGGUGGCAAACGCACAGGUGGAAAUGUUCAGAGCAGAGAUCUACCCCAAGCAGCUGGCUUUGGAGUCUUUUCCCGAGCGGAUGUGUGACCUCUGGGAGAGAUGCAGGGCGGCGAGCCCUGCUCAGAGAUUGCCAACUUCGAUCGCCCUGAGGUACUGCCCUGGUGGCUUCAUGGAGGCACACCGAGAUCUGCAGGGCACCAUCAUGUUCCCGUUCCAGGCCAUGUGCCCGCUGAGCAGUCCAGGUGAGGACUACGAGGGUGGACACUUCUUCGUUCAGCCUGGAAAGAGGGAUGUCGAUCGCCAACACUGCCAGGAUCUUUUCAAGGGCGAUGUUGUCAUCUUCCGCAGCGGCUUGUACCACGGCCUAGAGGAGCUGACUUCGGGCACACGAUACGCGAUUGCCAUGCAGUUUGCACUCUCUCAUUUGACAGAGAGUCCCUCGAAACCCAGGCAGACGUGGGAGCAGAAAAUGGCGAUGCUGCAAAAGGCGGCAGAGGAGGACGAAGCCGGAUCUUUGGCACAGCAAGGCAGUGCUUUCAUGGCAUGUGAAGGCAUGUCGACGCACGCCGUGUGCCAGCGCUUGCGAGCUUUGAAAGUGAACCUCCGUGGCCCGCUUUCGCUCCCCUUUGGGAAGUUUGAGAUUUUGUACUUGGAUGAGGAGAUCCGCAUCAUCCGGACGGGCCAGGGAUGGUACAGUGUGAACCGUCGCGGAGUGUUUGGAUAG
This is a messenger RNA of Symbiodinium natans, 1014 nucleotides long. Lineage: Eukaryota; Dinophyceae; Suessiales; Symbiodiniaceae. The record is from the annotation of a GenBank genome assembly.